AUGAGAAGUUCCAGUAUCAAAAACAUCGAAAUAUCAAAGUAUCUGGGCAUUCCAAUCGGUUCAUCUCUGCCGCCGCGCUUUAGACUCAUUUGCUUUUGGCGAUAUGGGGCAAGCACAAGUGACCUUCACAUCGUUCUGAGACCCACAGCAUGUUCAAAUGUCGCGUUACAAUCUUACAACUCUUCUUCCACGGGACUUCAAACACCAACGGCUAACUCCGCCCGAAUCGUGCACUUGUUGUCAACUCCUAACGCCGGACCAGCGCCGUCUUUGCGACUGGUUUUGCAGACCGUUCGAUCACUUCUCACGUCGCUCGAGUCUGAGGUUCGACCGAGAAAAAACUUCGAGGAGUGCGAUUACCCGGCUACAAUCACAAAGACCAUGGCUCCUCGUGGUCUGAGAAAAAAAUUUUUUUUUUUAUUGCGGUGUCCGCGAAGCGAGAAAGGAAACGUUAGGAGAAUCCAAACAAAAAAUCUCCCUCGUGUCGGCCGCAUACACAAGCAAAUUCAGCGCAUUCACGCACAAAGCUGGGCCCUUAGCAGUGAAACGAUAAGCAAGCGUCUUCAAGACAGAGCUUACGUCCAGGAAGCUCAACCAUAA
Messenger RNA from Lachancea fermentati, 600 nucleotides. The record is from the annotation of a GenBank genome assembly. NCBI's taxonomy places the organism in Eukaryota, Fungi, Ascomycota, Saccharomycetes, Saccharomycetales, Saccharomycetaceae.